Molecule: messenger RNA, 4345 nt
Organism: Leptidea sinapis
Lineage: Eukaryota; Metazoa; Arthropoda; Insecta; Lepidoptera; Pieridae
Gene: Trim9
Product: E3 ubiquitin-protein ligase TRIM9
Exons: 9
Coding region: 309-2291 (660 amino acids)
Molecular function (GO): zinc ion binding; protein binding
Source: RefSeq, a predicted model, not a curated record
ACAUAAAAUACUACAUAGUUGUUACUUAUCUACUUGCCUUUGUAGGAUUGUUGUAUUAUUUGAGUGCUUGAAAUGCUUAUUGCAGUGCAAUUAUUAUAUCGUACUUCUUCCUGCUAAUGAAAGUAUUUUGUGAGAUAGCAUAUACAUUGAAAAUUGUCUUUCAGUGACAAGAAUCAUUUAAACACUGUUGUUGACUUGUUGAAAUGGAGUAGUCAGUAGUGUAAAUGGAGCUUACUAUGUUCAAACUCAGUACUUAUUUAAUUUUUAUAACUUAAAUUUGUAAGAAACAAAACAUUAUUAUUAAUAAAAUGGAGGAGGAAUUAAGAUGUUUCUUGUGUAAAGAAUUCUACAGAGAACCUGUCUUACUGCCGUGUGGUCAUUCGUUGUGUCGUGUUUGUGCUGUUAGUGUUCAAACCCAUGUUCAUGAUAACGAUAACGCUUCGGCUGUUGCGUCCGAUUACCAAGAAGCCGAUAAAGCGUCCGUUUCAAGUGAAACCGAUAGUGGAGUUGUUUGUGGAUCUAGACCAAAUAGUUACGCAGGUACAACUGCUGCACCUGUGUAUUCUUCUACUGCGUUUAGUAUAACAUGUCCUGUUUGUUCCAAGCAAGUUUUAUUAGAUGAAAAUGGAGCUGAGGGAUUGCCACCUUUUCGAGUUAUGCGGACAAUUGUGGAAAGAUUUGGAGGUAUUAAUAUAGCACCACCUGCCGAGGAGGCUUGUCAAAUGUGUGAAGGAGAGAGGCGUGCUGCAAUUGUAAGGUGUGAACAGUGUUCAGUUAGGUAUUGUGCUGGAUGCAGAGAUGCCUGGCAUCCAAUACGUGGACCAUUAGCUCAGCAUGAGCUCAGGGCUUUAGGCACCACUUGUAUAGAUCAUGGCUUAUCUCCUGUUCUUUAUUGCAAUACAUGUUUGAUACCAAUAUGUCCAAGAUGUCUUAAUGAACGACACUCCUCUCAUGAAACUCAACCAUUAUCCAAUGCUGCUAGAGCUCAUAAGACUGAAUUAUCACAAUCACUUCAACAGCUUUCUGAGGAGGCUAAGGCUGUAACUGAGUAUAUACAAUUAGUUAAGGGUUCAGGUGAGAAAAUAAAUGAAUCUUGUGAAGAAUUAGAAAGACAAAUUGAUCAGGCAUGUGCAGAGAUUACCCGCGCUGUUGAGAGGAGGCGUGAUGAACUAGUUAGGGCCGCUCGAAACACAAGGUCCCAGGCUGCAACAAAUAUGAGAUCACUCACAGGCCAGGCAGCUCAAAAGCUUAGAGAAGCAACAGCUCUACUGCACUUUUCUAUUGAAGCAUUGAAGGAAACUGAUAAUGCUGCUUUCUUACAGGUUGGAAACCUACUGUCAGUACGAGCACAAGAGACCGCUAGUGGGCUUCGGUCAUCACUGGAGUCCCCGCCUUCUCCGCCAGCUCUGACUCUUGACAUAGAGCCUGUCAUACGAACAGUUAAAACAAUGAAUUUCAUAGAGUGCAUCCCGCCGGGAGCCCCCGAGAUGGCGGUAGAGGCAUGCGCCGCUCGCGGCUGUUCGUGUACACUGGCGUGGCGUCCGCCCGCCGCGCCGCACUCCGUCCGCGGAUAUAUUCUGGAACUAGACGACGGACUUGGGGGUCCUUUCCGAGAGGUGUACUGCGGACGAGAGACGGUGUGCACAGUGGACGGGCUCCACUACGCGUCCUUGUACAGCGCACGUGUUAAGGCCUUCAAUGGAGCUGGCGAGGGGCCUUACAGUGAAGUGAUCGGACUGCAGACAUCACCAGUCGCGUGGUUCUCGUGGGACGCUCGUUGCGCCAGUGCAGAAGGCGGGCUGGUGAUAGGCGCCGAAGGUCUGAGCGCACGCGCGGGUGGUUGGCAGCCCCGCGUGGUGGUGGCAGACCAGCCGCUGGCGAGGGGCGUGCACUACUGGCGGCUGCGGGUGGACCGCUACGACGGAGACGCAGACCCUGCCUUCGGGGUGGCAAGACACGACGUGGCCAGGGACAAGAUGCUGGGAAGCGACGCUCUGGGUUGGGCGAUGUACAUCGACGGGUCGCGCUCGUGGUUCGUGCACGGCGGAGCACACGCCGGGCGUGCGGCGGGCGGCAUUCGCGCCGGCGGCACCGUGGGCGUGUUGCUGGAUCUCACGCGGGGCGUGUUGGCCUUCACCGUGGACGACCGGCCGCAGGGUGAUAUAGCAUUCACGGGCUUGCGAGGCGCGUUUUAUCCGGCAGUUUCUUUGAACCGGGGAGUCGCCGUAACCCUUCAACCUGGUCUGCCGCCACCUCCAGAUAUGCUCAUGUCAAGUCUUUCCAUCGAAUAGUAUACUUACUCUAUUUUAAGUCUUGCCGAACAACGAUUCAAUUGUCUAAUCUCUCUAGAUAUAUAUUAUACAUCUUUGGCCUUACAAAUAAACUUGGUAUAAAGUGAGAAUUAACCAAGAAUAAAAAAUGUUUACAUGUAGACAUUUUGCUUACGAUUGGUUUAUUCGGAGUAUCACGUUUCCCGCGUUUAUUUGCAUGGCUGCCUGGCAUGCGAAAAACUUCAAAACUAUCACUGUAUUGACAGUGUUGUCAGCGAUAUAGUCAUAAUUUUGCACAUACUUGGUUUAUUCUCAGGUAUAAAUUUAUACCAAGUUUAUUUGUAAGGCCGCUUUGGUUAAGCUAAAUAAUUUGUACUUAGAUCACUUUGUUGAUUGUUUAUGUCUUAAUGGAGUAUAGCACAAUGAACUAGAAUAUCAUAUACAUGUAUGAUAUCGAAACUACGGUAUAGUUAAGGUACUUAAUAAAAAAUUAUUACAAAUUAAUUGGAUGUAGUUCCUGAAAAACGUUUCAAGCCACAAACAUCACAUUUUAAGGAAUUCGUUUUUAAAGUUUAAUAAAUGUUAGUGUAUUCCAUUAAUGUGGGUUGGGCUACUAAGUCAUGAUUUCAUUUAAAGAGUAGGGCUGCCAUAUUCUGUCAGUCUGUUAUUAUGAAUCACGUGACCAGUUUGUGUUCUUAACUCAAUUUCGACAUGAUUGUGGUUUGGAACGUUUUUCUGGAACUACGUCCAAUUGGAAAAAUAAAAUAUCGUCACAAAUUGAAAAAAAAUAUAUAAAUUUUAUACGAAUAUUGGAAAGUCCCUUCACUAUAAGUAAAAAUGUAAAUGUUUAUGUUUCUCCGAUUCACAUUUGUAUCUUUAUCGAUUUGAUAUUGUGUCGGACAGACAGUAUGUUGCCUAUAUGUGCUCCAUGCAGACAUAUUUAAUCAAAUAUAAAUUAAUUGAAAGUGCAGCGGCUCCAUCUAGUGAGGCACUUGUAAAUAUAACAAUAAUUAUAUACCGUUCCGUUAAACUUCCGUCUGUAGACAUUUAUAAUCAUAUCUUAGUGUAAGGUUAUCACAAUAACUAAUUAUUGUGCCUAGAUAGGUAAGUACGAUAGUAAACUAAUUUAAAUUUAUAAAUACCCACUGAAAUUAACUUCAGACAAUAAGCAUAAAUUAAUUUGAAUGUAGUGAAUUAAGUUAAUCGAGUUUUGCUUAUACAAACUGGUUAGAUUAAGUAACAUAAAUGAAAAAGAGUUAUCAGGUGCUCCGCUGUUUUAUCGUUAUAAUAAGGCCUAUCGCAGACGACAGACUAUCCGUGAUGCACUUUUAAGACUGUGACAAUAAAUCAUAUAGAAUUAUAUGCAGUACCGCAUACGACGCGCAAAAAGUCUGCAACACAAAAUAUCCUCAUAGAUCUGACAGACCGUGCCGUACAAAAAGUGCGCCAAAAAUAUAAUGUUCGCGCCUACACGCGCUAACGCAGACGACGCUCACUUUAGUCUAUAGUCUGCACUUGCUAGAGAUUGACGUGUAUCAUGGCGCUAGACAUCGAUGUAUCGAUUUUGAUUCAAGAAAUAGAAAACAGACCAGCACUGUAUGAUACAUCUUUGGCAGAGUAUCAUGACAGAAAUUUAAAAAAAAAUUGCGGGAUGAAGUUUGCAAAUUUAUUUGGAUAUAGUUUUAGAACUGAAUGUUUGAUAUGAAACAGUCCCUUUAAUAAUCCCUAUUGUUCUACUGACAAAAUGACCGAAAGUGUACGUCGGCGUUAAACCAGGGUUUCAUUAAAUUGUCCAUCAUGAAGAAAUAUAACACUAAGAAUUUCUCAGUUUAUUGAAGCAUAACUGCUAGUAUAGAUAUGAACCGUCUUUACAUAAAACAACCGCUUUUAUAGCUUCCGUACAAUAGAUGAAACAGAGUAGAUACAACUUCUUUUAAAACACAAAUACAAUUAAGUAUUUUAAAAUAAUUCCUAAAUACAGCUCAAUAAAUGUUUUAGAGAAUUUAUGUAACUUCAAAUGAUUUAUAUAAUAGUUUGUUCAUUUAAUUUGAACAAACAUUACGAAGUAAGAAAAU